CUUCACUCACAAAGAUCUUUCCUUCGUUCCAAAAAAUCUCCUCCAGCCUUUCGUUCUCAUUCAGCCUUGUGACUGAUACCAAUAUCAAUCGUUAACACAAUCAACAUGCAAUACUUGACCGUCGCCACUCUUCUCCUCGCCACGGCUUCCGCCUCGGUGCUCCAGCCCAGACAAUGGAAUGACUGGAAGGGCAAGGAGACAGUGACCGUGUACGUCACUCAGGAAAAGCCCGUUCCUCAGAUCGAGUACAAGACCGAGUAUAAGACCGACUACAAGACGGUCACCGCCACCACCACCGAAUACAAGGAGAAGGUCGUGCCCACCACCAUUUACAAGACUGAGUACAAGACUGCUACCGUCACCGACUACAAGGAGAAGAUUGUCCCAACCACAGUGACUGAUUACAAGACAUCAUAUAUCACUGCCGCUCCUCAGAAGGAGUAUAUCACCGUCUAUGUGACCAAGGAGGGUGGCAAGACUUGGGGCGAUUGGCAUUAAACCACUCGUUGUCAAUGGAAUGAAGGAAGGCGAGAAAGGCUCUGGAGGAGAAUGGAACCAAGUCUCGGGCUCUUGAUUUGGCCACCACUACUACCACCGUCAUCAUCACGACUACAACCCUCACCGCCAGCAAUCAACGUACGACACAACAAGGACCGCGGCAUUCCAUCUAUUAUCUCAUUAUCAUUAAAACCAAAAAUCAGCAUCAUUCGGGUCGGAGUCCAAAAUCAAC
This is a messenger RNA of Exophiala mesophila, 730 nucleotides long. RefSeq lists its product as uncharacterized. Bases 106 to 498 code for a protein of 130 amino acids. The transcript is spliced from 2 exons. NCBI's taxonomy places the organism in Eukaryota, Fungi, Ascomycota, Eurotiomycetes, Chaetothyriales, Herpotrichiellaceae. The record is from RefSeq and is a predicted model, not a curated record.